AAUCAUAACCUGUUCAUUUUACUUCAUCCCAGUCGGCAUUUCGCUUGCAAUUAAAUGUGUUAAUCAAUUGAAAAAGAUGCAUUCCAACCGGCUGACGUUAUGUUUUGUGUUCUUCUUGGGCAUAUCUAUCCGAUGGUGCUUAGUAAACAGCCAAUAUCGUCAAAAUAUUCAAGAUCGCAUCGAAAUAACCACACCUUUAAACUCAAUCAAGAGAGUCAUUGAAGGACAUUAUCGAGCUUCUCUUGGUAUAAACCCAUAUGAGAGCGAUAUCCUUCAUGAAAGUCCUAUACAUUUGAAGUUUUACUCAUUUUUGAUCACAAACUUUGGCCAAAACCUUCCACUGGCUUUCAUUGCAGCUGAUAUCAUCACAGCACUUGGUUUAUAUUUGUUUUCAAAGAGAUACAUGCUGCAAUUAUUCAUUGAACAAGAGUUGGAGAAGCAUACCUAUGCAAAAGACUCUGUAAAUCAACUGUUGAAAGGAAAAGACUUGUCUUUGCCUCCAUUGUAUACAGUGAUUGUGUUUCUGUUGAAUCCAUACACAAUUUUCAAUUGUGUGGCUUGCACAACAAGCACUUUUAGUAAUUUGGUGAUGACAUGGUUCUUGGUUGGAACAAUUUACAAUAAUUGCUUGUUAAGUGUGGUUACAUUGGCUCUGAGUGCAUUUCAAUCAUUUUACCCACUUGUAUUAAUUUCACCACUUUACUUAUCAUUUUACAAGGGAACAAAGAGUAUUUUCAAAGCUACUUUGGUUGUAAUUGCUGCAUUACUUGCUAUUUCCGGUUUGAUGGUUCUUUCCAAGGAGAUUAAUGGCGGGUGGCAAUUUUUAGAUGAGACUUUUGGCUUUAUCUUGCAAGUAAAUGACCAACAACCCAACGUAGGCGUUUUCUGGUACUUUUUCAUGGAAAUGUUUGAACACUUCCGUUUGCUUUUCCUCUGGUCGUAUCAAAUGAACGUAACCAUCUUAUACUUGGUUCCUUUGAGUAUUAAAUUCCGAAAGGAUCCAUCCCUGUUGGCGGCGUGCUUUAUCUCAGUGAUUACCAUCUUUAAAUCAUAUCCGAGCAUCGGUGACUUUGCCCUGACCUUGGCAUUAUUGCCAAGCUGGAAACAUUUAUACAAUUGUAUGCAGCAAAUUUUGAUAAGUUGUGUGACAAUCGUUGUUACAACCAUUCUGGCACCGAUUUUGUGGGAUCUUUGGAUUUAUUGGGGCACUGCAAAUGCGAAUUUCUUCUUCGGAGCAACUUUAGCUUUUGUCACCGCGCAUAUUUUCAUUGUAACAGACAUUUCCUUUGCGUAUUCCAAGCGCGAGUAUUUACUUAAGUUCGGGAAUUGUCGGAAAAUUAACGGGAAAGAUGCUAAACUAGUCUUAGAAUAAUGCAAAAUGUCAAAUUGCUUCAUUUUGUUUUUUACUUUAAUAAAAAUCACAAAAGAAUA
Molecule: messenger RNA, 1431 nt
Organism: Dalotia coriaria
Lineage: Eukaryota; Metazoa; Arthropoda; Insecta; Coleoptera; Staphylinidae
Gene: PIG-U
Product: phosphatidylinositol glycan anchor biosynthesis class U
Exons: 5
Coding region: 77-1372 (431 amino acids)
Biological process (GO): attachment of GPI anchor to protein
Cellular component (GO): GPI-anchor transamidase complex; membrane
Source: RefSeq, a predicted model, not a curated record